Messenger RNA from Drosophila willistoni, 4354 nucleotides. RefSeq names its product hemicentin-1 (gene fred). Gene Ontology annotation, molecular function: cell adhesion molecule binding. Gene Ontology annotation, cellular component: cell-cell junction. The record is from RefSeq and is a predicted model, not a curated record. The coding region runs from base 75 to 4235 and encodes 1386 amino acids. The transcript is spliced from 8 exons. Lineage: Eukaryota; Metazoa; Arthropoda; Insecta; Diptera; Drosophilidae. Gene Ontology annotation, biological process: cell-cell adhesion.
AAACGAAAAGCACAGAGAAAAACAGAGAGAGAGUGAGAGGGAGAGGAAAAGAGAGACCCAACAAACAAACAAACAUGGAGACCAUAAAGCUGCUCAUUAUCGGUCCGGUGAUCCUGGGAUUGUUAAGCGUAAUUCAGGCCGAUGAUUCACUGGACACACGUGAGGGCGUUGAUCUGGUGCUCAAAUGUCGUUUCACCGAGCAUUAUGAUUCAAGUGACUUCACCUUCUAUUGGGCCCGCUGGACCUGUUGUCCCACAUUGUUCGAGAAUGUGGCCAUUGGCGAUGUGCAGCUUAACUCGAAUUAUCGUUUGGACUUUCGGCCGGGUCGUGGUAUUUACGAUCUGCAAAUCAAGAAUACAUCGUACAAUCGAGACAAUGGACGGUUUGAGUGCCGCAUCAAGGCCAAGGGAACUGGGGCCGAUGUGCAUCAGGAGUUCUACAAUUUGACAGUGCUGACGGCUCCGCAUCCGCCGAUGGUAACGCCCGGGAAUAUUGCGGUAGCCACUGAAGAGAAGCCACUGGAAUUGACCUGCAGUAGUAUUGGCGGUUCACCGGAUCCCAUGAUAACCUGGUAUCGUGAGGGUAGUACAGUGCCAUUGCAAUCGUAUGCACUGAAGGGCGGCUCCAAGAAUCACUAUACGAAUGCCACACUACAGAUUGUGCCCAGACGGGCUGACGAUGGCGCCAAAUACAAAUGCGUCGUUUGGAAUCGUGCCAUGCCCGAGGGUCAUACACUGGAGACCAGCGUGUCGCUAAAUGUCAACUAUUACCCGCGAGUUGAAGUGGGUCCACAGAACCCGUUGCGCAUUGAACGCGAUCAUAUUGCCAAAUUGGAUUGCCGUGUGGAUGCCAAGCCAAUGGUUUCGAAUGUACGUUGGUCACGCAAUGGCCAAUACGUGAGUGCUACACCCAGUCAUACGAUCUAUCGUGUGAAUCGCCAUCAUAGUGGCAAAUAUACAUGCAGUGCCGACAAUGGUCUUGGCAAGACAGGUGAAAAGGAUAUCAUCCUUGAUGUCCUCUAUCCACCCAUUGUUGUCAUCGAAUCCAAGACGCACGAGGCCGAGGAGGGUGAGACUGUGCUAGUGCGUUGCAAUGUGACCGCGAAUCCGCCGCCCAUAGCAAUAGAAUGGUUAAAGGAAGGAGCUCCAGAUUUCCGCUAUACCGGAGAACUGCUCACUUUGGGUUCGGUGAGAGCCGAACAUGCGGGAAAUUACAUCUGUCGUUCGGUGAAUCUGAUGCAACCCUUCAAUUCGAAACGUAUCGAGGGUGUGGGUAAUUCAACGGUGGCUCUAUUAGUUCGACAUCGUCCUGGACAGGCUUAUAUUACACCCAAUAAACCAGUGGUACAUGUGGGCAAUGGCGUUACCCUGAGCUGUUCGGCCAAUCCUCCGGGCUGGCCAGUGCCACAAUACCGUUGGUUCCGCGACAUGGAUGGCGAAAUGAGUAAUACACAAAAAAUCCUUGCUCAAGGCCCACAAUAUUCCAUACCCAAGGCUCAUUUGGGUAGUGAGGGAAAAUAUCAUUGUCAUGCGGUCAACGAAUUGGGCAUAGGUAAAAUGGCAACAAUUGUCCUGGAGGUGCAUCAGCCACCGCAAUUCCUGGCCAAGUUGCAGCAGCAUAUGACCCGAAGGGUGGGCGAUGUGGAUUAUGCAGUGACCUGCAGUGCCAAGGGGAAGCCCAGUCCACAAAUACGUUGGAUCAAAGAUGGCACAGAGAUUUUGCCCACACGCAAAAUGUUCGAUAUACGCACCUCACCCACAGAUGCGGGCGGUGGUGUGGUCACCGUGCAGAGUAUACUCCGUUUUCGCGGCAAGGCUAGACCGAAUGGAAAUCAGUUGUUGCCCAGUGAUCGUGGAGUCUUCACAUGUCUCUACGAGAACGAUGUCAACUCAGCCAACUCAUCGAUGCAUUUGCAUAUUGAACACGAACCGAUUAUAAUACAUCAAUAUAACAAGGUGGCCUAUGAUCUGCGGGAAUCAGCGGAAGUUGUUUGCAAAGUGCAGGCCUAUCCGAAACCAGAGUUCCAAUGGCAAUUCGGCAGUAAUCCGUCUCCGUUAACCAUGUCGUCGGAUGGUCACUAUGAGAUUGUCACACGAAUGGAGAACAAUGAUGUUUACACUUCAAUAUUGAGAAUCGGGCAUCUACAGCAUUCGGAUUAUGGCGAAUAUAUUUGUAGGGCAACCAAUGACUUAAAUGCCAUCAGAGCUCCCAUACGUCUUCAGCCCAAGGGUCAGCCGGAUAAGCCAACUAAUCUCAAGAUUCUCGAAGUGGGACACAAUUAUGCGGUUCUCAAUUGGCAACCUGGCUUCAAUGGCGGACUAAUGAGUACCAAAUACUUAGUGAGCUAUCGUCGAGUGAACACACCACGGGAACAGUUGCUAGCGGACUGUUCCUCGCCGGGCUAUGGCUACCAAGUGAGCAGCAGUAGCAGCAGCAGUUCAAGCAGCUCCGGAGCUGCCCACGAAUGGAUCGAAUUCAAUUGCUUCCGUGAGAAUCCCUGCAAAUUAGCACCACUGGAUCAGCAUCAGAGCUAUAUGUUUAAGGUGUAUGCCCUAAAUUCGAAGGGAACUUCAGGUUUUUCGAAUGAAAUGCUCGUCACCACCAAGGUUAGCAAAAUUCCACCUCCUCUUCAUGUCAGCUAUGAUCCCAACUCUCAUGUUUUGGGCAUCAAUGUGGCGGCCACAUGUUUGUCCUUGAUUGCUGUUGUGGAAUCCCUGGUCACACGCGAUGCCACAGUACCCAUGUGGGAAAUUGUGGAGACUUUAACAUUGUUGCCCUCCGGACAUGAGGCUACCUUCAAGGAGACCAUAAUCAAUCAAAUGGCACGAACAGCUCAUUAUACAACAUCAGGAUCAGCGGGCUCUACGGGCGCCACAUCCUCAUCAUCAUCCUCAUCGUCAGGCAGAAGUAUUGCGGGUGGACAUUUGGGUGAGGACCGUACCAUGGCUUUGGCUGAGACAACUGGACCAGGUCCAGUGGUGAGAGUGAAACUAUGUCUUCGUUCCAAUCAUGAGCAUUGCGGCGCCUAUGCUAAUGCAGAAAUUGGGAAAGCUUACAUGCCAAAUGAUUCAGGCCUCACGACUUCCGCUGUGGUGGCAAUUAUGAUUGCUGCCCUAUCCUUCAUCAUUUUCUUGGCCCUGGUGUACGCUUUCUGUCGCUGUCGUCGCACUCACAAGGCCAAAAAGCAGUCAUCGGGAGGUUCCGGUGUCGCCAACAUUGGUGGUGCUGCCACGACGACCUCAAUUGCAGGCGGCGCCAAGGACUAUGACCUAGAUGGUUCACGGCGACCCUCAUUGACGCAAACUUCCGCCAUUGGUGGUGACCCGCAACAGUCACAGCAGCAGCAGCAGCAGCCACCAUCGUUGCCGCCACCACCGCCAUAUUAUCCCACGGGCAGCAUGGAUGGCAAACAAUUGGAUGGCGGCAUGGAGUUGACACUGACAGCCUUGCACGAUCCCGACGAGCAAUUGAACAUGCAACAACAACAACAGCACCAGCACCAGCCAAAUGAGUCUUUGCAACAUCACGUUCAUGCCACAUCGUCGUCGUCAUCGUCGCAUGGUCAUGGCCAGUAUCAGCCGCAGGCUAAAACCAUGUUGGGCCUAUAUGGAGCAGCAGCCUCGAAUGGAUAUGGCUAUCAUGUGACAAGUGCCAUUGGCGUAGAUGGCGACAGCUAUCAAGUGAUGCCUUCCGCUAGUGCCGCCGGACUUGGACACGGACAUGGGGCUGGCGAGUGGAAUAGCAACAGCAACUUGAAUUUGAAUUCUAAUGAGAAUAAUUAUACCAAUGCCCAUGAUCUCUCACAAGAGGCUCUGUGGCGUUUACAAAUGGCAGCCGUGCAAUCGCAACAAAUUUAUGUCGAACGUCCACCAUCAGCAUUUAGUGGUUUAGUCGAUUACAAUGGUUAUCCAUCAAUGAUAACGGGAACACAAGCACCACCAGCAUUACCACCACCGACAACCCACAUAAACACAGUGACCAGUUCACUGAGUCAACAAAGUUUUGGCCAACCGCCUACAUCGUCAUCGGGAGCAGGAACAGGAGCAGCGGUGGCAGCAACGCCGCUGGAAAUGCUCAAGGCAGCGCAACGCUAUGGAACACUCCGAAAGAGUUCAGCCAGUGGCAAACAACCGCCCAUGCCACCACAGCGCAAGGAUCAUCAGCAACAACAACAACAGCAACAACAGCAGCAGCAACAUCAGCUGGCGGAUAUAAUACAGGAUUUGGCAAAUUAAACUAAUUGCUAUAGCAACAAAAACAACAAGAACAACAGCAUCAGUAGCAACAACAUUUCGACGUUAGCUUUUAAGUAAGUAAAAAAAAAAUAAUAAUAAAAAUAAAACAAAAAUGUAAA